Messenger RNA from Symbiodinium sp. CCMP2592, 612 nucleotides. Lineage: Eukaryota; Dinophyceae; Suessiales; Symbiodiniaceae. The record is from the annotation of a GenBank genome assembly.
AUGGCUCUUCGCUGUCUGGUGAUGGUCAUGGUGCUGCAGUGCACCGAGGGGAGCUCGGGACUUCGAGGCCAGUCCGGGGACAGGGCGUCCAAUAGCUCCACGCGCGUGCUUGGCGGAGGCUCAACUUCAUCCUCGGAUUGGCUACACUGGACAUGCUGCAACGGCUGUAGAACCAGCUUCUGCUCACCCGGAAGCGGUCGCUGCCAUGACGAGAAGACGAAGCCUUACUACUUCGAUUGCGACUGUUGCGGCUCCUGUGAAUCGCAGUUCUGCUCCCCUCGAAGUGGCACCUGCUACACCUCGAUGGAGAAGUACUACUACUUGGAGUGCGGUGUUCCCCCGCCGACUCCCGUUCAGCCCCAGCCGCAGCCGCAGCCACAGCCCCAGCCACAGCCUGCGAGUCAAGUUGAGGACGAGUCACAAGGAAACCAAGGUGGGCAAGGUGGCAUUCCCCCGGAGAACGGCGAGCAAGGCGUGUACCAUUUCUACGCUGGGCAGCACCUGUACUGCGAGCGCGAGGAUCACGGCACAUGGUUCAUGUACAAGUGCCAUGAUGUCAGCGGCAAGACAUGGUUCUGUUCCAGCGAUUGGAAGAGCUGCAAUCCUGUUUGA